Messenger RNA from Electrophorus electricus (electric eel), 4113 nucleotides. RefSeq names its product ATPase H+ transporting V0 subunit a2b (gene atp6v0a2b). Gene Ontology annotation, molecular function: ATPase binding; proton-transporting ATPase activity, rotational mechanism. The record is from RefSeq and is a predicted model, not a curated record. Gene Ontology annotation, biological process: proton transmembrane transport; vacuolar acidification. NCBI's taxonomy places the organism in Eukaryota, Metazoa, Chordata, Actinopteri, Gymnotiformes, Gymnotidae. Gene Ontology annotation, cellular component: plasma membrane; vacuolar proton-transporting V-type ATPase, V0 domain; vacuolar proton-transporting V-type ATPase complex.
GAAUAUGCUAAUUCACGUUUGACGUGGAGUCCUGCGCGCUCUCGAGCUACGUUAGCUAGCCGUGCUAGCUAUCUUGCUAGCUUCUCGUAUCCGUUACACUGGAAAAAGUAGCUAGCUCGCUAGGUUAGCUUGCUAACCAGUAAACCUUUGAGCUAGAGCAAGCGGGUCCAACUUGAUCUUAAUAGAGCGAAGUUCGUUCGAUACGACAUUUCGCUGUCCGUCGCCAAAAGAGACGUCUGGUCAAAAUGGGCUCACUGUUUCGGAGUGAGGAGAUGUGCUUGGCCCAGUUGUUCCUCCAGUCCGCAUCCGCAUAUGACUGUAUUAGUGAGCUCGGAGAUCUGGGUCUGGUGGAGUUCAGAGACCUCAACCCAAGUGUAAACACCUUUCAGCGCAAGUUUGUCAAUGAGAUCAAGAGAUGUGAGGAAAUGGAAAGAAUUCUGGUAUAUCUUCUGAGAGAGAUCAAGAAAGCUGACAUAGCUCUCCCUGAGGGGGAGGUGAACCCUGCAGCACCGUUACCCAAGCACGUGAUGGGGAUAAUGGAGCAGCUUCAGAGGCUGGAGAUGGAGCUGAGUGAGGUCACCAGGAACAAGGAGAAACUCCAGAAGAACCUUCUGGAACUGACUGAAUACACACACAUGCUGCGCAUCACACACAACUUUGUGCAGCGCGGGACCGAGAGAGAUGCAGCACAGAUGCAGUAUGAAGAGUUCCCUGUACUAGACAAAGACUCAGUGAUGGACUACACCAGUAUGCAGAGGCUAGGGGCCAAACUGGGCUUCAUCUCCGGCCUGAUCUCUAGACUGAAGCUGGAAGCGUUUGAGCGUAUGCUGUGGAGAGUGUGUAAAGGCUACACCAUCCUCAGCUACGGCGAGAUCGAGGGCACUCUAGAGGAAUCUGCUGACGGCGAGCCCACCAGGAGUGUGGUCUUCCUCAUUUCCUACUGGGGUGACCAGAUCGGGCAGAAAGUUAAGAAGAUCUGUGACUGCUACCACUGUCACCUGUACCCGUACCCCAGCAGUAACGAGGAGAGAGCUGACGUGGUGGACGGACUCCAGACACGCAUCCAGGACCUGCACACGGUGCUCCACCGCACUGAGGAGUACCUGCGGCAGGUGCUGAACAAGGCCUCAGAGUCUGUCUUCACCUGGAUGAUCCAGGUGAAGAAGAUGAAGGCCAUCUAUCACAUCCUCAACCUGUGCAGCUUCGACGUCACCAACAAGUGCCUCAUCGCUGAGGUGUGGUGCCCCGUGGAUGACCUGCCUGCCCUGCGGAGGGCACUGGAGGACAGCUCGAGGAAAAGUGGAGCUACUGUCCCGUCAUUCGUCAAUCGUAUCCCUAGCAAUGACACUCCGCCCACUCUUAUACGGACUAAUAAGUUCACGUCAGGCUUUCAGAACAUAGUGGACGCCUAUGGAGUGGGCAGCUACAGAGAGGUGAACCCAGCUCCCUACACCAUCAUCACGUUCCCCUUCCUCUUUGCUGUGAUGUUCGGAGACCUGGGCCACGGUCUUCUCAUGGCCCUGUUUGCCCUGUGGAUGGUUCUCUAUGAGAAUGACCGCAAACUGAAGAAGACCAGGAACGAGUUUUGGAACACAUUUUUUGAGGGACGCUAUAUCAUUUUGAUGAUGGGCGUGUUCUCAGUCUACACCGGGAUCAUAUAUAACGACUGCUUUUCCAAGUCCCUCAACGUGUUCGGCUCUGGCUGGAACGUCAGAGCCAUGUUCGAGAAGGGUCCGUGGACUAUGAGCACACUACACUCAAAUGACUUCCUCACGCUCAACCCCAGCACCCCCGGGGUAUUUAACGGGCCAUACCCCCUGGGCAUCGAUCCCAUUUGGAACCUCGCGUCCAACAGACUCACGUUCCUAAACUCCUAUAAAAUGAAGAUGUCCGUAAUUUUGGGGAUCGUCCACAUGACCUUUGGGGUCAUCCUUGGGGUCUUCAACCACCUGCACUUCAGGAGGAGGUUCUGCGUCGUGCUGGUGUUUCUGCCUGAGCUGUUGUUUCUGCUCUGCCUCUUUGGCUACCUGGUCUUCAUGAUCCUGUACAAGUGGAUGGCCUUCACAGCACAGGACUCUCACAAGGCUCCCAGCAUCCUCAUCCAUUUCAUCAACAUGUUCCUGAUGCAGGGAGACUCCAGGAAGCCCCUCUACCCAGGGCAGACAGGGCUGCAGGUAUUCCUGGUCAUCAUAGCGGUGCUCAGCGUGCCUGUGCUGUUGCUAGGGAAACCACUCUACUUGUACUGGCAACACAAUGGCAGCAGUCACAUGGCCAUGUACAGGGGAUAUGAGCGAGUUCGGCGUAGCAGUGAAGAGGAGAUCUCUCUCAUGCGCUCUUAUGACUUAGAGGAAGGCACCAGCCUGGAAAGCCAUUCCAGCAGUUCAGAUGGCCAUUCAGAAGAGUUUGACUUUGCAGAUGUGUUCCUGCACCAGUCCAUCCACACUAUAGAGUAUUGUCUGGGCUGCAUCUCCAACACGGCAUCCUACCUGCGACUGUGGGCGCUGAGUCUGGCACACGCACAGCUGUCGGAGGUGCUGUGGUCGAUGGUGUUGCGGGUAGGGCUGCGUGUGGACACCAGCUUCGGCGUGCUCCUCCUCGUGCCCGUCAUUGGCCUCUUUGCCGUGCUCACGGUCUUCAUCCUUCUUGUGAUGGAGGGUCUCUCUGCCUUCCUGCAUGCCCUACGUCUCCACUGGGUGGAGUUUCAGAAUAAGUUCUACAGUGGGGCCGGCAUCAAGUUUGCACCGUUUGCCUUCUCUCUCUUGCACACAAGCUUCGAGAACGAUGGAUUACUGUGAACGCUGACGUAUUGAAGUACCGGAGAGAUCGGAAAUAUGUCGAGCCUCGGAGCCCUAUGGCUUCCCCUCUUUUUAACGCUCGUAUUUCAGUCGUUGCACUGGCUGCCUUACAAGCCCAGCCAAAUAUGGAUUUCAUGUCUUGGGAUACCAAACUGUGGACAGUGAUGGUGCCUGCAGUCAGGAACUGAACUCCUUUUAUAGUUUUGUACCGGUAAAGCUGAUCUGUGAAGGUAAAUAAGUGCUACUUGAGUGACCGCUGAAACAUUUUCAGAGCAAAAAAACACUCCAGAAGAUCUCACCGGUACUUCUGGUGUAUGACGUCUAACCUGUAAUUUUCCUAAAGGUCUCUGUGGGAUUUGUCAUCCAGUCACAUGUUGCCUACUGUUGUGAGGGGAGUGGGGGGGAAUCUCCCUGUUAACACUGCACAUUCCAGAAGUGGCUUUAGCAGGCCUUGAGCCCAUGACGUCUUCAAGUACUUUUAUUCCAUGUGUGCUGUUUUAAUGUGCUCACUCGUUCUGACAGCUGAAGACCACAUCACCAUGACCGGGCUCUUACUGUACUGCCUGUGGGAGUAUUGGGGCUCUCUGUCAGAGCCCUGGGUCCGGGUGUUGCGAAGAGUAUUGAACAUUGUUGAUAUUUUGACAGUCUAAGACUUUUAUCCACUGUGAUUAAGUUCCUGGUUUUAUAUUGAUUGUAAUUAAUAAAUAAAGAGGGUUAACGGUCAAUGACGGGUAAAGGUUUGGGUAAGUGCUGUUCUUAUUUAACAUGUUGUUAGUAUGGUUUCAACAUGUUGGCAAAACAAUGUUUUUAGUAACACACUAAUCCUGUCCCAUUUACUAAUAGCAGUACAGUGAGAUUUACAGCCUCAUUUAAAAUCUGUUCAUGUGAUCAGGCAGUUUGGUUUUAUUUAAACAUCGACCAGAUCUGUAGCAACUGUGCUUACUUGAACCCAAUACGCUUUCAAUACAGAUUAGCUUCUCAGCUUCACAAAUUCAUCUUUUAAAUUCUUUUCUUGUCCAGAAGUAUUAAGUACAAAAGGGUGAAAGCUUUUUACAAAUUUUUUUUUUAACUCAUUUUGUUGAUUUGAAUAACUCUAGUAAAUUUAGAUUUGCAAGCUUGUAGUGUGUGAAUUUCAUGUAGCUUAAUCCACUCACGUUUUGGAUUUUAGAUUAUUUAUUUAACAAAAUGAUCUCGUUUCAGUUGCACGGUUUAUCAUUUGGAAGCUCUUACAUUCCACCUUUCCAGUUUUGGGUUCUGCAUUUUUGUAUUUUAUCAAAAACCAAGCUAAUGUGACGUAAUAAAAUUUUUAAUUCUGGAA